Messenger RNA from Brassica rapa (field mustard), 3775 nucleotides. RefSeq names its product CLAVATA3/ESR (CLE)-related protein 26. The record is from RefSeq and is a predicted model, not a curated record. Lineage: Eukaryota; Viridiplantae; Streptophyta; Magnoliopsida; Brassicales; Brassicaceae.
GCACGAGGGUUCUGGUGUAGGAGAAGAGAGCCGAAGCGUUGGUAAGUUUGCUCCGGAGACGAAAAACAGAGUCACAGAGAUAUAUGCUCGUGUGCAGGGCACUCAUAUAAUUGGGGCUACUUUGUUUCAUAUAUUACGAAAUUGUUUAUUACCCAUUUACUCUUUUAUCUUAAGAAGAACUUUCACUCCAUUGAAAUGAUGUCAUCACUUAUAUAUCUUUAGUGAGCAUACUUGCUUGAUCUUGAACCUCUGUGCAGAGCUUACUUUGUUGCUAGGAAGGGGUUAACGCAAGAGAUCAGUUGAAGCAAGUGGAGUCUGCCUCUGGUGCAAUACUAGAAAAUGAAGCUUCUCUUUCCCUCUAUUAUUUUACUCUUCCAAAUAUACUUUUACCACUCUCUAGAUUUCUAAUCUUGAUAUGUUCAUUGUAAAAAUAUUGAAAUUUUGAUUGAUAUGUCUGCCUCCUCUUCCUCACCAGGUCUAUUUUUGGCCUCGUAAACUUGGAAUAUGUUGCACUCUUGGAAUAAAUCUGUUUGGUUUUAUCAACAUAAUACGAAAAACAUGCAUUAUUAUUCUUGACCAACCGGCAAAAUCACAUCCACUCGAUCCUUCUUCUCGACUUAAUCGUUUCAGCUGCAUACUCUGCCUACGCAUUGAUAUUCUGAUGCUUUUCUCCUCCAACUCGUUUCUACUUGAUUCAUCUUGCAUCACCUGCAUGCUGGCCCUAAAAUUUAAAACACUUGAAACAAUCAAUUACGUAUUAGAGAUAGAUGAUCAAUGCAUAUAUUGUUUGAAUCAUUUCGGGGAUUAAAAGAUCUAUCAUAUAAUUAUUUAAAAUUUAGAGACAAAAAAGGAUAUUUUGUCUUCAUUUCAACCAUAAAAGUUAUCAAUCAUAUUUUAUUUAAAAUUAUAAUCCAAAAUAUAGAAAUAAUGAAGAACUCUAUUUUCUAAACAUUAUUACUAAACUGUAGAAAAAUAUUGUUGUAUGAGUUUUUUUAAUCUUUUUCUUAUUUAGUUUUUACAGUUACAUCAAAUACAGCUUCACUAAAAAUGCUACAAACUAAAUUUUAAAUAAUUUUUUCUACAAUUAUAUAUAUAUAUAUAUUUGUAACUAUCUACAAUUAUAUUUCAACCAAUCAUCCAUCGUAUAUAUUUUUUUUUAACUAUAUACUGUGUAUCUCUCGUUUAUUUGUAAGUUCAUAAUGUUAUCCAGUAAAUAAUAUAGUGAAAAUAAGGUUCACUCUUUACAUCAGAAAUUAAUAUACAUAUUUAGUUAGUUUAGUUUUAUGACGACUACAUUGACUGGAUUUUUUCAAAAAAAAUUUGAAAGAAUUUUAAAUUUAUUCAUAAAAAAAAACUUUUUUUGCAUAUAAAAUGUGACUUUUUCCUAUGACAUUAGUCAUAGUAGCUUUGAGCUGAAAUGUUUAUAAAACACAGAAAAAAAUUAGCGGUAUGCAGUAUGUAAAUGUUGAAUGGGCAUAGACAAAUAUAUAGGAAUCCUAUAGACGGAAACGGCCACCACAUUACUAGUGGAGGUUGUGUACAUGAUAAUAUAUUAUAUUUAAAAUGAAUAUGUAAAUGCCAUUUUUUUUUGUUACUUCAGCUUGAAGCUAUUGAGCAACACAAAGGCAUAAGAUUCUCUGGGCAAUUAUACGUUUACUCUUUUAGGAAAGGUAAACAAAUUUUGAAGUGGGAUUCAUGUACAAUAUGUUUAUAUUUUGAUUGGUGAGAUCAACAAUUUGUAUCAUAUGCUCUACAAACUAUGACCCUAAAAUAAAUAUAUAUACUAUGGGAUAAAUUACGGCUGCUACAUGACACUCAUGACAGUAAGCUCUCAUCUGUUGGAAAUUUUCUUCUCUUUAUCUACUCAUGAACAUUAGCUCAUCUUCUUCCUUUUGUAAUAAGUGGCUUACCACAAUACGUAUUUCAAAAAUUGGUAUGAAUCUUAAUAUGUAGACAAAAAUAUAUAAAUUACGGCUGCUAUGUGACAGUGAUAUAAAUAUAUUCCCAAGGAACAAUUUUUAAUCAUGGGUAGUCUAGUCAAUGUUGUCAUUCUCAUCUUUAUUUCAGCAAACUUUAAUAUAUGCACAUAAUCUUAAUUAAGAUACAUAAAGAAGGAUUAAGGUGGUUAACGCAUAUAUGUUUGGCUAAUGUAUAAUAUUGCUAACCUUUUUAGAUUAUUCGAAGUUUGCGGUAUGUGAGCCCUUAUAAUGAAGUUAUAUGUUAGUGUCUUCAAGUUAAGAAAUAAGCAACAAAUUGAUAUACCAAGUUUUUCUUGGUAAAAUGAGUGAUAUAUCAGGUUAUAUAUACCCAAUUAUGCUGUACCUAAAAAAAAUUAUGCUGUAACUAAAUACUAGAUACAUAAAAGAGAUGGUGGUUAAACGGAACUAGGCAGAUACUAUAUAUAAUACAUUAAUUAUGUCUAUGUGCAAAAUAUCAUGCACACACACGUAUCCAAUCCGUAAGUAAUUAGAUUUGUGAAAUUAAUGGAAUAUACAUACACAUACUGAAAGUAAUUCUUAGAUUUUUAUAAAAUAUGGCUAUAAAUUCGGGUAUGCAUUGCAUUGUCAUGUGCUUAGCUUUACCUUUUGGAUACGAAAGGGAUGAAAUGUACGUGAGAAAAGUACAAUGUCUAAUCUGAGUAUAUUACAUAAAACAGCAUGAAAAUACACGACACGAAAAAAAAAACUCAAAUACUUAAACUCGUAUCGGAACCUUCUCAUGCACAUAAAGCAAAGGCUACUAAAUAUAUUCCCUCCAUGUCACGUUUCAGAACAGCUGUUCUAGAUAUCAUUCUCUCUCUUUUCUCCAAUUUUUAAAAUUUUAAUUCUAUGAUAAGUAUUGUGUUUCAUUCUGGUAUAUUUAGAUUUUUGGGACAAAAAGAGACGACAUAAAAAUACGGAUUCAUGCUUAAAGAUAAUAUUAAAAAUAUAUCUCACGGAAAAAUAUAAAGAUUCAUAGCCUAGAUUAUCUUUCUCUCUAUCCUAAUGUUUCGAGUAAAGUUAACCAUAUUAAAGAGAAUAAAAACCAUCGAACAUAUAAAGAACACCAACCAUCCUAACUCAUCAAAGUGAUAAGACUCUAUCUCUCUCAUGCUUUUGUUCUCACUCUUCUUUGUUCUCUAUUAUAGUUUCAAAUAGAAAAAUCUAAUAAAACCUACUAAUUCGAUCGAUGUUAGUUUCUGUCCUUAUUUCCACCAACCAACGAAGAUAGGACCCAAACAAAACCCACAAGGCUAGAAACCAUGCGAAAUCUCCAAUCCCUUCGUCUCCAGUUGUUUUCUCGUACACUAUUUACGGUCGGUUUAGUCACUCUUCUAAUGAUCGAUGCGUUUGCAUUACAAAACAACAACGAAGCCGACACAACAAAAGAUACUACUACCAUUAUGUCGAUGAAAAACUCCAUUACACACGGUAACGAGCAUGAAGAUGGAACAAGACAUGGUGAUCUUAGCUACGCUGGCAGCAAAAGAAAAGUGCCUCGUGGAUCCGAUCCUAUACAUAACAGGAGAGCAGGAAAAUCAAGACGGCCACCGGGAAGAGCAUAAGUACAGUGAAAGCUUGGGGAAGAGAGAGAAGUAUUUGUUGGCAAAUAGGUCUUGUAAAAUGUUGCUAGAUUCUCUUUUCCCGUUCAUUUGGGAUCGAAUCUCUUAAAUAUGCUCAAAAUAUUUGUGACCCUACACUUCUAUUUCUUUGAAUGUUUUCUUUUUGUACCUAGCGAAGAAAUAUUAUUGAGUUAGCAAGAGGAAACCCUAUAUAAGUAUAAACAUUUUAUACAA